Molecule: messenger RNA, 1651 nt
Organism: Alligator sinensis (Chinese alligator)
Lineage: Eukaryota; Metazoa; Chordata; Crocodylia; Alligatoridae
Gene: CMTM7
Product: CKLF like MARVEL transmembrane domain containing 7
Exons: 5
Coding region: 17-535 (172 amino acids)
Cellular component (GO): membrane
Source: RefSeq, a predicted model, not a curated record
GCUCAAGCUCGCCCAGAUGGUAUCACUGCUGAUUGGAUUCAUCUGUGUCAAUAGCUCAGUGUGGACAGAUUACAGUGCCUACAGCUACUUUCAGAUUGUCAGCAUAUGUGACUUGAUUAUGAUUGGUAUCUUUUACUUGGUCUACAUUUUCCGAGUUUACAAAAUGCUUAGCUGCAUUAGCUGGCCUCUUGCAGAAUUUCUGCAUUAUUUAAUUGGUACAGUUCUGCUUUUCAUUGCAUGUAUUGUGGCAGCGUCCAAGAGCUACAAUCAAUCAGGACUCGUAGCUGGAGCGGUCUUCGGUUUCCUAGCUACAUUCCUUUGCAUAUUGAGCAUGUGGUCAUCUUACAAGGUCUCUUGUGUUACUCAGUCAACAGCUAUUCAAGAAAGAAUUCCUUCAGCAACCGAGCCAACUGUGCCUUGCCCUUUCUCAUCAGCCUCCUCACUGACUGUGGCAGCAGGACAGCAUGUCCUACGGAUGCAGGACAGCAUGGUUCAUGGAGGCCACAUCGUGCUGAGAGUUUCAAAAGGAAGGUGAGCUCUCUGGCAAUUGAGCUAGUUCCUAUACCUCUCAGGUGGUCCACAUAUUCCUCUGUACAGGAUUUGUGCCUCUUAUCCCCAAGUGCUGCUGCAUUUGUGCCUCUUAUCCCUCCCUCCUCUCCCCUCCCGAGUGCCGCUGCACUGUCAUUUGCUGGACUUCCACAAGACACCCUCCCUCCCCCCCAACAAUUCCAGGUAGGAAAGGUCCCCAAGUGGGAGCUGAACCCAAUCUAGCAGCCAAAUUGUCUGUUAUUGCCCAAAGAAUAUUUUCUCAGACACUUGAGUACACUGGGAGCAUUGUAUCAAAGAAACAAGAUAAAAACUCUCCUUUUCACUUGCAUCUGCAGACAAAGCAAAAACUAGGCCAGGUGUAGACAUGGAAGGCUUUCAUUAACAUACUUAUCAGUAUAACUUUGUAAAGCACUGGUAGUGCUCCAAACCCACUUGUAUUGGCGCAUUUCAAAUUCAGAGCACUUUCAGAGCAUUACUCUCCCACCACCCAACACAUGUGCGCGCACGUACACACACAAGCCUGCAGCCAGAGAGCUGGAGAGCAUGAAUCCCUGUAUGCCUCUUAGCCUCUGGAGGUUUCCAAGGACAACUGGUAUCACAGUUUGAUUGCACAGGAGAGUACUAAUUGGCUGUCUGCUCUCCUUGUCCCCCUGCCCUCUCCCUCAAGAUUUGGGGAGCAGAGCACUGUGGGAUGCCAGAGGACUGAGCACUCUGGUGGAGGGUGCACCUAUUUCAGGAGGUGCUACAUCAGCACCCUCCCUAGCUGUAGCGCUCCACAGGCACUCAGCAUGCUUUGAAGAGAACAUCUGCUCGUGACCCUAAUAUGGAUACAGCUUACACUGGCAAAACAGUAUUUUUGCUCUUUAGUUUCCUUCACCCAGUCCCUGCAGGACAUAAGUUCUAACAGCAAAGGUGCAAUUUUGCUGCUAUAUCUGUGUCUGCAACAGCAGUUUUUGCUGCCAUAGCUGUGCUGAUUGGAAAUUAUACCCUUGUUGGAAUUGAUAUACCAGGCUGAGUUUGUAGCAUGGACCUGGGUGCUUUAUUUCUCUGUGAAUUUGAUGUGGAAUAUGGAAUACCAGUGUUUAAAAAUAAAUGAUAUAUG